Molecule: messenger RNA, 2201 nt
Organism: Saccostrea cuccullata (small rock oyster)
Lineage: Eukaryota; Metazoa; Mollusca; Bivalvia; Ostreida; Ostreidae
Product: palmitoyltransferase ZDHHC22-like
Exons: 2
Coding region: 154-1104 (316 amino acids)
Molecular function (GO): palmitoyltransferase activity
Source: RefSeq, a predicted model, not a curated record
AAUACCUCUUCAAAGUUUCCUCUUGCAGUAGUGGAUAGUGUCAUUACUCAUUUAGUCAUUCGUGAUGAACAUGAUAUUGGGGCAAAGCUUUUAAUUUCGAAAUACGCUGCAGAAACAGAAGACACUUAACGACAGUGAAGAAAGUUAUUCAUCAUGUUGAAUUUAUUUGUGAAGUUUUUUGAGUUCACACAGAGUCUGGUACUCACAAUGGACACUUACCAGGACCGACCCCCCAGCCACCGACCCUUACUCACCAAAAACAUCCUGGUUCUUAUUAACUAUGGGGGAAUGCUCUACGUCAUGGUGUUUAUCUUUCUUUUGCACUGGGUGGCUUCCAGUGUGUGCCUGCCAUGGAUUUUCCACAAUGAGCUACAAGAUCCCGAAUUCUCCUUGUUUUACCAUCGGCUGUUUUUCUGGUACCUUACAAUUAAUGCACUAGGACAGUGGAUUCUGACUAUCAUAACAAGUUUAAAAUCUGUUUACAGCACAGCUUCGGAUUUGCCUUUGUUUAAUGAUGCUACACAUGAGGACUGGACAAAAUGCACCAAAUGUGACCAAAAUGUCCCUCCCAGAGCUAGACAUUGCAACAUCUGUGAACGCUGCAUUCUGAAGAGAGACCACCAUUGCUUCUUCACUGGUUGUUGCAUUGGGUUCCACAAUCAAAGACACUUUAUUUUGUGGUCAUUUUAUGGCAUAAUAGGCACAACUGUUGCACUGUAUUACUUAGAACAAUAUUUAAGCAUCCAUUAUGUUUCUUUUUUAGGUACAGAAUUUUUCAAAUAUUUCCUGCCUUAUGCACUUGUUAUAACAAUCAUUGGCAAAUCCUCCUUUUAUACAUUUUUGACCAUAUUUUGGUGUUAUCUUGUAUUAUCCACUGGGCUAUUUUGUAUGUACAUGUUUUUUUGGCAGUUCAGUCUUAUCUUAAAUGGUCAAACAAGUUAUGAGUGUGUGAAGGGACGAAAAAUUUACCAGACAAACUUCCUGGAUGAGAUGCGGUCAGUGUUUGGUCCAUACUGGGUUAUACAAUUCCUAAUUCCCUUCCCUUGGACAAAGCAAGAUGGGGAUGGAGUUACGUGGAAGUCCCACAAUACAAAAUUUCUGUAGUUCAAGGAAAAAUUAUAUUGCUAUAAGCAACAUUGUAAAAGCAUAUCAAACCAAAUCCAAUAUUUGAAGUACCUGCUAUAUAAGAUUUAUUAUGCUCUCAAUUUGAUUGAGAUCCUGUAAGUGUUCUGUUUAGCUAUGAUACAGUCAUGAUCCUUGGAUAUAACUGCAUUUUUUUAAGAGAGCAAGCUAUAGAGAAGGCUCUAGGAUCAUGAAACUAUCUGAAAUUUAAGAAGUCUUAAAAAGAAUUAAGUAAAUUUCAUAAUUCUCUGAGCCAGCUGAUUUGAUUAGAAUUUUUAGAAAAGGUCAAGGACAUGUCAUCUGUAUGUGUUAAAACAUCUGUAGAAAAUGUAAUGAAGUAUGAUGUAUCAAAUUCAGUGACGACUUGGCAGUCUUAAUAACACCAAUAAAUGUUGUGGGUGCUAAGAUUUCUAAAAAAUCUUUUUUCAUAGUUCUACAAAAAUUCCUAAAAAUUCAGUGUGUUAAAACAUCAGUAGAAAAUAUAAUGAAGUAUUGAAUUCAGUGACACCUUGUUAAUCUUAACACCAAUAAUUGUCGUGGGUGCUAAGAUUUCUACAAAAAUUAUCUUUCUCAUAGUUUUAUUAAAAUUUCUAAAAAUUGAGUGUGUUAAAAUCAAUAGUAUUACUGUGAGUAUUCAAUGACGCCUUGUUAGUCUUGACACAAAUAAUCAGUGUGGGGGCUAAGAUUUCUACAUAAAUUAUCUUUUUUCAUAGUUUUACUGAAAUUCCUAAAAACUGAGACUUCAAUGGGAAAUCCUAAUUUUUUUAUAUCAAUUUUUAUUGUUUGUUAUGUGCUGUAUAUCCAGAAGACUAUUUACUUGGGUUUACAUUUACAUUACCAGGUUUUUUUUUUACAGUCCUUUGUAAUUUACUGUUUGCCUUAAAAUAAUUGAAGUUAUUUUUGCUUUUAAUAGUUUAGAAAAAAAAAGAUGUUUUUAUGAACUUUCCUAACAGUUUAUAUCAGUGACAUUAAAUCAACCUUGAAUUGGUAUUUCUUUUACCUACUGAAUGCAAAUUUACAUACUCAAAGAACUAAUGAUGCCAAUUAAAGCUGUGCCAUCAACUUCAUAAUUUCUAUUU